CUGUUCCACGACCGGGUCCGCGAGUGCAUCAUCUCAAUACUUCUGUUUGCAACACUCUACAUCCUCUGCCACAUCUUCCUGACCCGCUUCAAGAGGCCUGCUGAGUUCACCACAGUGGAUGAUGAAGAUGCCACAGUUAACAAGAUUGCGUGAGUGUCACUACCUUCAACACCCGAAUCCAGUGCCUUUUAGACGCUGGGAUCGAGAAAGUCAGCAGCGGGAGGAGCCGUCAUUCAUCAAAGAGGAGUUCCUACUUCCACCCUAUUUCUGGCUUCUUCUGGCUUUGCCCUAUGCUUGCUUGGGAUGUUCAGAAAAGCUGCUGUUCCUGUCUCCCUGGUUGGGCCAGGAGCUUCAUGAUGUGGAUAUUGGCUGGGGCCUGAGUCACCAGGAAAUGGCUUCAGCUUGGCUUCACCUCCUAACAGUCAAUGCUGGAGCUGUGCACCUUUACCCUGGCAGUCGCCCUGGGUGCCGUCUUACUUUUGCCUUUCUCCAUCAUCAGCAAUGAGGUAUUGCUCUCGUUGCCAAGGAACUACUAUAUCCAGUGGCUCAACGGCUCCCUCAUCCAUGGUCUUUGGAACCUCGUUUUUCUCUUCUCCAACCUGUCUCUCAUUUUCCUUAUGCCCUUUGCAUAUUUCUUCACAGAGUCUGAGGGCUUCGCUGGCUCCAGAAAGGGUGUCCUGGGCCGGGUCUACGAGACAGUGGUGAUGUUGAUUCUCCUCACUCUGCUUGUGCUGGGCAUGGUGUGGGUGGCGUCAGCCAUUGUAGAUAAUGACAAGGCCAGCAGGGAGUCGCUCUAUGACUUCUGGGAGUACUACCUCCCCUACCUCUACUCCUGUAUCUCCUUCCUCGGAGUGCUCCUGCUCCUGGUGUGCACUCCACUAGGUCUCGCCCGCAUGUUCUCUGUCACUGGGAAGUUGCUGGUCAAGCCCCGGUUACUGGAAGACCUGGAGGAACAGCUGAACUGUUCAGUGUUUGAGGAGGCAGCUCUGACUCGAAGAAUCUGCAUGUGUUCUCUGCCCUCAGAUCCCACCUCCUGCUGGCUGCCUUUAGACAUGGAGCUGCUGCACAGACAGGUCCUGGCUCUGCAGACCCAGAGGGUCCUCUUGGAAAAGCGGCGAAAGGCUUCAGCCUGGCAGCGGAACCUGGGCUAUCCUCUGGCCAUGCUGUGUCUGCUGUUGCUGACGGGCCUGUCUGUGCUGAUCGUGGCCAUCCACAUCCUGGAGCUGCUCAUUGACGAGGCUGCCAUGCCGCGGGGCAUGCAGGAUGCCUCCCUGGGCCAGGUCUCCUUCUCCAAACUGGGAUCCUUUGGUGCCAUCAUCCAGGUUGUGUUGAUCUUUUACCUGAUGGUGUCCUCAGUCGUGGGCUUCUACAGUUCUCCACUCUUCCGAAGCCUGAGGCCCAGAUGGCACGACACAGCCAUGACACAGAUAAUUGGGAAUUGUGUCUGCCUCUUGGUCCUAAGCUCAGCUCUUCCUGUCUUCUCCCGAACCCUUGGGCUGACUCGCUUUGACUUGCUGGGUGACUUUGGACGCUUCAACUGGCUGGGCAAUUUCUACAUCGUGUUCCUUUAUAAUGCAGCCUUUGCUGGCCUCACCACACUCUGUCUGGUGAAGACCUUCACUGCGGCUGUGAGAGCAGAGCUGAUCCGAGCCUUUGGGCUGGACAGGCUACCCUUGCCUGUCUCUGGUUUUCCCCGGGCAUCCAGGAAGAAACAGCACCAGUGACCUCCUGCUAGGGGUUGAGAAGGAGAAAACUGGACACUGCCUAGUCCUGGAGGCAAGCCAGGGUGGUUGGACCUCAGGACCGGGAAUCUGAGAGGGUGGGUGGAGGAGGGAACUGAACCACCUGACUGCUGUAUAAUCUGAGCCAGAGUUUGGGACCGGCCUCCUGCCUUUUCAGACACAGCUGUGGCCUCAGCACGAGGUGAGCUGGGGGACUGGCUCUAGUUCCUGGUCCCAAAUCCGUUUACACAUCAAUCUGCCUCAAUCCUGUUCCAGGCCAUGCCUGAAGCCUUGUUUACAUAAUGAUGUGCAAUAGGGUGGGUGGGAGUGG
Molecule: messenger RNA, 2052 nt
Organism: Alexandromys fortis (reed vole)
Lineage: Eukaryota; Metazoa; Chordata; Mammalia; Rodentia; Cricetidae
Gene: Lmbr1l
Product: limb development membrane protein 1 like
Exons: 17
Coding region: 426-1724 (432 amino acids)
Biological process (GO): signal transduction; receptor-mediated endocytosis
Cellular component (GO): plasma membrane
Molecular function (GO): transmembrane signaling receptor activity
Source: RefSeq, a predicted model, not a curated record